GAGGCGAUUACGCGGUCGGACCGCGAAGUUUGUUUUGCUUCAGGUGCGGGAUAAAGGAAGCGUAUUAAUGCGGUGUAUAUGAACAGUUUUAACCUUAAAUUCAACAUGCAAUGGAGGCUGGAGAAGAUCUUGUGGACUUCAGGAAGCGGUGGAAGCAGGAACUGGAGAAAACGACUCGGUUAAAAGGGGAGAGUGCGGCGGGGGAUUUUGGACACUGUAGCCAAGCGGAUGGGAAGAAAGAGCCGAGGAGCGGCCAUGGUGCUGGAGAAUGUGAGAAGAAACCCAGAGAUGGGAAUGGAUGUAAAGAUCAGCCCCAGUACGUGUCGAUAGCAGAGGGGUUGUUGGAUGGAAGGAGCAGCCCACUGCUGGCCAGGAUGGAGGAGGAGAGGAUGCGGAGGAAGAGGCGCUGUGAGCGUGGAGAGGAACCGCAGCAGCUCCUCUCAGCUCCACACAUUCCAAACAGAGCUCGUCUUACACUCAUAGACCAGUUUAUUCACGAUCUGAACGAGGUGAACGAAAUCCCGUUCUUUGACAUCGAGCUGCCGUAUGAACUGGCUCUGAAGAUCUUCCAGUUCCUAACCCGGGUUGAUCUGGGGCGAUGCGCUCAGGUGAGCAAGUCGUGGAGAGUGUUAGCGGAGGACGAGGUCCUGUGGUACAGGCUGUUCCUCGAGGAAGGCUAUCAGAAAGACGCGAGCGUGUCCGACUCGCCGUGCUGGAAAAGUACACUGAGGGACUGCUUUAACACUGAGAAAACUGUCAAGUACAACUGGAAGAAUCGAGUCGGGUCGAUCAGCCAGCUACAGUAUGAACUCGGGAAAGUGCUGUGCGAUGUCAGUUCCUCUGAUAGACAUAUCGUCGCAGGGUAUACAUCAGGUGACGUGCGGCUAUGGGACACCCUCCACUGGGACACGGGUGCUUUGAACCUGCAGCCUGCCCACAGCACCAGAGCUGAGACCCCAUCGGCAUACGUUAGUGCGGUGCGAGUCACCGAUACCGUGGCCUGCGCUGCUUACGAGAACGGGUGUGUGAACGUCUGGAGCACCAGAUCUGGUCGAGAGCCCAUCCAUCACUAUCAGCACCUGCAGCAGGUGUGUGCCCUCGAUCUGAGCGCCGACACGCCAGUGGUCUCCUCUGCAUCCGGGUCGGAGGUGCGAGUGGACGCUCCGGAUGAUCGGGGCUACUGGAGCACUGUGUGUCUCACCCAGUUGGAUAAACCUGUGGACGGGGUGUUGGUGGUUCCAGGGAAGCGUGAGAGCCCACUGGUUUCAGCCUGGGCUGCUGAGAGUGUGUAUCUGCUAGGUCCAAGUGUGAGAAAGGAAGACCAUGAGGAAGAGAAGCAAGAAGGAGCCCGAGUUCUUCAUUCGGUGUACGGCCAACCCGUGACCUGCCUGGGUGUGAGCGCAUGCCGAGCUGCGGUGGGAGUGAAGAGCUGCGGCUGGGGCAUGAACGACGGAGGGAACAAGAUUCGGGUGUACAGCCUGGAGACCAGCCAGACUGAGCUGGUGUUGGGGAGCUCAGCUGGAGACUUCACCUGCAUCAGCCUGAGAGAUGCCCCCCUGCAUCUGCUGGUGUGUGGAAACAAAGACAGGCGGGUACGAGUGUUUGACCUGCGUUCUGGCUCCUCGGUGGUCUCGCUGUAUGGCCAUCACAUGGGCGUGACCGCGGUGCAGGUGGACGACUGGAAGAUCGUGAGCGGCGGCGGAGAGGGUUUAGUCUGCGUGUGGGAAAUGAGGAUGGGGGCCAAGCUCUGGGAGAUGCACAACAGACACCCAGUCCGUCACAUACGGUUUAACAGCAGCACCCUGGUGACGGCCAACAUCCCCGAUGAAAAGAACCCACGUGGUGCGUGCAUCACUGAUGAUGAUCUCACCGCUCACCGCAGACACCGGGGGGCGAUCUGCUUCUACGAUUUCUCUGUGGAUUCCUCCUCCCAGGACCACGUGCUUCCCAUCUGCAGGUCCGACUACACCGAGACGAGCGGUUACAGCUACAACAUCGGCCUCGUUACGCCUUACGACACGCUCGCUGAUCCUCACAGCUCCGGGCUCUGACCCACAAUGCACCUGGGCAAGAGCAAUCAGAGUCAGUGAGGAGGUGAUGGUUUUCUCAGGUGAUUUGACAUUAUAAUAAGGUUGUUUUCUUGAUUUAUUACAGACUCGAACGUCUGGUAUUUACAGUGGUGAUAUUUUUUAAGGAAAAUCGUUGCUUUAUAUGGACAUGUUUAUAUGUAUAUAAUGAUCCCAGUCACAAAGACGCUGCGGAAACAAUUACGAUCGGAAUGUCUGAAGGAUCAAAAGUACACUUUCGGAUAAAACUCGAUCGCCGAUUAGACAUUUAAAGCUCUUAUUUAGCUUUAAUAUCAGUGUUUGGUCUGUACACAUGAGUCAUGUGAUAAUCAGGACUGUGCUGAACUGUAACACCUUGAUUCUUUUCUUUCUUUUUUUUCUAAAUGACUCAUUGUUCUGGGCGAGGACCUCGAACGAGAGAGGAUCUGAAGUUCUCCAAAAUACCAAUGGUGUAUAAAUUCCUAUCAGAUACAUUUACUAACUCAAGUCUGUUUUUUUUUCCUGUAAAUGUUCUCGCUUGAUCUUUACACAUGUAACUAGUAAAGCAUACGAUUCUCCAGACACACCCAAAGGUGUUCAAUAGGGUUCUUUUUAGCAGGAGAUCUUCCAACCCAUGUAAAGCACAUCUUCAUGGAGCGUCGUCAUGCUGGAACAGGGUUGGAUCUUAUAGUUCGAGUGAAGGCAAAUUCAACGCCGCCACAUUUAAAGACGCCCAAUAGGAUCGUGUAUCUCCAGAUUCGAGAAAUCAGGUGUCCCGAUACUGUUUGUCCAUAUUUAAAUAUGAGAAAGAAAAUGAGACACACUUUUUCUCUUUACUCUACAUAGCAUUGUUGUGGUUCGUUUGGAUGUGGGUUCUGGAAUAGGUUUUAAAGACAGGCUUCAAUUACAUGUAUCUACUGUACAUCACCUUUAGCUCUGAACACGUCCUGAACAUGGAAGAGUGGAAAAUUGUGGAAAUUUUUUUUGUGUAGCUCGAUGUCGAAUUUGGCAAAUCUAUAAAUCAGGGCUGUCAAAAUGAUCAUGCAAACUCAUUUUAACGUUUAAUGCAGCGUGCAUUUCUGUUUGACCGUUUUUAUUAAAAAUAAAUACGUUUUAUUUGUUUCCUUACUCAGAAAAAAAAAUAAUUUUGAAUCACUAAUCAUUUGAAGUCUCAAAUCGGCACCGCGGUGUCUCUGUGGCGUCUCACUCCGUGCUGGAAAUACCAUUUGUUUUGUCCGUGCAUUAAAACGCUAAAGAAUCUAUAGCGCUAGAGUUAGCCGCUAACCAGGAAGUGGCUAGCGGCUAACGCUUUGGAUUCUUCAACAUUUUAUAUCCAGCUUCAAGAAUUUCUCUUAAAAGGGUGAAAUCAGUAGAACAGAUAAAUAGAUUAUAUCUUCAGAAAAUUCAAUAUUAAAAUAUAAAACACGCACACUUACAGACACAUCUGUAUUACUCAAAUUAGGGUCUGACAAAUGUGAACUAUUUACAUUUUUCCAUUUAUUUAUUUUUGUUUAAUCAACUGAAUUUGUGUCAAUUUAAAUGAUUUACUCAUUUUAAUUAAUCAAUAAUAUAAAAAGCGUAGUGCAUUAAUUCGAUU
This is a messenger RNA of Silurus meridionalis, 3642 nucleotides long. RefSeq names its product F-box and WD repeat domain containing 8 (gene fbxw8). The record is from RefSeq and is a predicted model, not a curated record. NCBI's taxonomy places the organism in Eukaryota, Metazoa, Chordata, Actinopteri, Siluriformes, Siluridae. Gene Ontology annotation, molecular function: protein binding. Gene Ontology annotation, cellular component: preribosome, large subunit precursor. Bases 111 to 2051 code for a protein of 646 amino acids. The transcript is spliced from 11 exons.